AUGAUGGAUAACUUAGAAGAUAGCAUGAAGAGAGGUAGGUAUUCUACCGAAUUAGAUAGAGAUACUGGUCAGCAUGAGAUUAAUAGGAAAGGUCAAGAAAUACACGCAAAAUAUAGAGAGCAGUAUAUAAAAAUAUUUGAGGAACAAAAAUACAAGCUAGAGGAUAUCAAAAAACAAUUAAGAGAUUUAGGAAUAGCAGAUGACGUAAAGGAAUACACUAAGUUUAAAAAAUAUAACAGAGAAGUGAUGAAUACAGCUGAGGCUGUAUUGUUCAGGUGGGAUGACUUUCGCUAUUAUUCUAUUAUUGAUGUAUUUAAAAAAUGUAAAAAAUUUGAUGAAUCUUCUUUUACAAAUUAUAUCUGCAUACAGAGUGGAGGGGGAGAAGGGGGUGCAGGUUAUGCCGGGAAUGAUGAUGAUCUUAAGAAGAGGUUAUCAAAGUAUAAUUAUCUUAAAGAAAAGUUAGGAGAAAUAUAUUUAAUUAAUAACGAACGAGAAAGAGAAAACAAAGCGCAAGUAUUAUUAAAAGAAAUAAUGAGUGUUCAUUUUGCACAUAUCGAUGAAGAUUAUAACGUAAGAUAUGGUAGCUCUAUACCUAUAUCUGCACUGAAAGCCCUAUUGCCAUAUAAAGGCUUAUUAUUAGAAAUACUAGAAGCACAAAAGCACUUUGAAGUAAAAAAAGUAGAUAAUAUUACAGGGAAAUUAAUCCCAGAUGAGAAGUAUCAAUCACUUAAUAGUAAUGCAGAUAUAGCAAUAUUUAUCCAGUUGUUAAAAGAGUACAAAGAUUUUGGAGUAAAAGAAAAUGACUAA
Trichoplax adhaerens is the source of this 807-nucleotide messenger RNA. RefSeq lists its product as uncharacterized. The record is from RefSeq and is a predicted model, not a curated record. The transcript has a single exon. Bases 1 to 807 code for a protein of 268 amino acids. NCBI's taxonomy places the organism in Eukaryota, Metazoa, Placozoa, Uniplacotomia, Trichoplacea, Trichoplacidae.